Molecule: messenger RNA, 1098 nt
Organism: Colletotrichum paranaense
Lineage: Eukaryota; Fungi; Ascomycota; Sordariomycetes; Glomerellales; Glomerellaceae
Exons: 3
Coding region: 1-1098 (365 amino acids)
Source: RefSeq, a predicted model, not a curated record
AUGGAACAACUCCCGGCUUCACCUCAACAAGAAAAGACCCCGAAACAACUUGCUUGCAACCCAACACGUCGUCGAAUCCAUCACCGAACCCGAAGAAAGCCGGAGCCCGACGCUGACUUCGCGUUCCGCCGGGCGGAGCGAGAUGGCGACACCGGAUGGCACGCCACUUUCAAUCACUUUUCGCCCAACUCCGUCCGCUGCCAAGAAUUCGACCUUUACCACACCAGUUCGUCCGCGCCGUCGGUCGUACACUAUCUUUCACACCAUCUAACACCAGCUUGCGUAUCAAAAGGUCUGGCUAGGCAGACUUGGACGGAAGGACCUUCAAGGUGGACCGGGUUUCGAUGGCGAGCCGCCGGCGCGGGCGAUGUAGGAAAUAUCUCCAGCCUCCGGACAACGAUUGCCGGCGAACGUCGCCGUGCCGCCCCGGGCAUGGGCAUACGAAAAAAGCAACUACCCACCAUUGCGACUCCGUUUGCGCCGGCUCUACUUGGCGGCCCUUGGCGGUUCUUGUCCUACGACUCAACGACGUUGGAUCAGCUCCGACGUGGGAUGACCGAAGCUGGGCCUAGGCAUUCUAGACCCCAGAAAAUCCCCAUUGACCCCAUCAUCCCACAUCGCCGUCAAUUGACCACUCACGGCCCCGAAGCCUGCAGCCCGCGACCCGAGGACACAGGAUCGCAGCUCGCACUACCAAACCACCCAUCACACACAGACCAGAACGAGGGGACGAGAGACAUUACAUCGCACACAUGGAGGGGUUGCGUCGACGAUCCAAGCACAAUGCUGAUCCCUUCUGUCGGUUUUUCUCAUCUGUGCUGUCUGUCGCCCAUCACCCCGCGCUCGGCGCCCGUAUAUGCGCACGAGGCAUCCGAGAUCGAAUUAUCGCUCCCGGCGGCUAGUGUACUCCCCCUUCCUCAUCCGAACUGCUUCAAACCGACGUCCUCGCCAACGCCGAGCUCAAGUUUCCAAUUCUUGUCAUUCUUGUUCACCAAGUGCAACAUUGUGUGGUCUGACACGGUCACAAUCUUCUCGGUGGAGUCGCCAAGCGCUUGGCUUCUCGCGACCGCGCAAGAUGGUGUGGACCGGGCCAAGUGA